Molecule: messenger RNA, 460 nt
Organism: Symbiodinium sp. CCMP2456
Lineage: Eukaryota; Dinophyceae; Suessiales; Symbiodiniaceae
Source: the annotation of a GenBank genome assembly
GCAGAAGAGAACGUUUGGGGCACAGGCGGAAGCAGAACAAGCAUGUGUCACCACCUUCACCUUCGGGAAGUACAAGGGCAAAACUUUUCCGUGCGUGAAGAAGAAUGCCCACAACCAUUUUAUGUGGGUGUGGCAUGAGCGGGACAGCCUCUUUAAGAAGUACCUUACAUUGCAGCAAAGCCUAGUGACAGAAGGCAUUUUUUCGGAGGAGGUCUUGGCUGCAGGACGUGACCAUGAGAACGGGGCAUUGGAGGUCAUCGGCUCGUGGAAGUCCGCGGGUCCCGAAGACGCUGUUGUUGCCGAGCAGAUCACGGAGAUCGCAGCCAAAAAGCGAAGGAAGGUAGCCCUCCCGCCGGAGCAGCAGACCGAGGAAUACAAUACCAAACCAGUGCGCAGAGCACUGGUACUGCAAGCACGCACUUGUCUUCAGCUCAAGCGAGCCAGCCUUUGUAGUUGGUGA